UGGUGUUUAAUGCUCUGUGUGUUUGUAGGGGUUCAGUGGUGAGGGUGCUCUUAUUCAACGCUACAGGAGAGAGAGACUGUGCUGCUAUGCUCAAACUGCUCGUACCCUGUCUUUUUGAUUUCGCCGUGUUCUGUCCGAACAUCACAGAAGCCAUAGCGACCUGUAAUGCAGACCAACAGAACUUUAAUGUUUCUGUGGAGAACAUGCUCACACGUUGCCUGGACAACCAGCAGAGCUGGCGCGUUCUGAAUGGCCAGGGGGAGAAACCAGAGGCGGAGCUUCUGAUCGGAGGCGGUUUGCCAUUGGUGGCAGAAAGACAGAGCCACACACUGGUGUUUCCCUGCAUCCUCAGCGCUCUGCAGUGGAUCAGUCAGGAAGAAGACUCGUGCCAGACAUCAAGCCAAACACCCAGUGCCUGA
Molecule: messenger RNA, 419 nt
Organism: Carassius auratus (goldfish)
Lineage: Eukaryota; Metazoa; Chordata; Actinopteri; Cypriniformes; Cyprinidae
Product: folylpolyglutamate synthase, mitochondrial-like
Exons: 4
Coding region: 87-419 (110 amino acids)
Source: RefSeq, a predicted model, not a curated record